This is a messenger RNA of Penicillium oxalicum, 90 nucleotides long. RefSeq lists its product as uncharacterized. The transcript has a single exon. The record is from RefSeq and is a predicted model, not a curated record. Bases 1 to 90 code for a protein of 29 amino acids. NCBI's taxonomy places the organism in Eukaryota, Fungi, Ascomycota, Eurotiomycetes, Eurotiales, Aspergillaceae.
AUGGAGAGCCGACGGGGCAGUUGUGAGAUAAGAGGGGGUACUGUACCCUCUCAAGGUCUUGGAGAUACCAUUCAGGUGUAUGGGGAUUGA